Molecule: messenger RNA, 2091 nt
Organism: Cololabis saira (Pacific saury)
Lineage: Eukaryota; Metazoa; Chordata; Actinopteri; Beloniformes; Belonidae
Gene: mfsd11
Product: major facilitator superfamily domain containing 11
Exons: 14
Coding region: 249-1604 (451 amino acids)
Source: RefSeq, a predicted model, not a curated record
ACAUGACCAGUCUCCACUUCUGGACCGUCCUGCUCACCGGCGCCCUGAAAGCCUCUUUGUUUUUGUUGAACACCACGGAAACAUUUACUUUCAAUCGACUCAGGGGCCGUUUGGGACAGAUAAAUGGCUAAAGAAACCGGACCUUUAUCGAUGAGCUAACUAUGUUAUUGAUGACAUACUGAGGAGCAGAAAGAAGAGCAGCUUAGCUAAACGUUCUCGCUGGCUUUGGAAUCCAAAUAAUCUCCAAAAUGAGUCCAGAGGGGAAGAGGCUCUCCAACAUUAUUAUCCUUGGGGUUGGCUUUAUGCUGAUGUUCACUGCUUUUCAAACAUGUGGCAACAUAGAGCAAACUGUUAUCAAGAGCUUCAACAGCACCGAGUUCCACGGGAGCGGCUAUACAAGCAUGGCCAUCAUUUAUGGAGUUUUCUCUGCAUCCAACCUCAUCGCCCCCUCAGUGGUAGCAGUUAUCGGACCACAACUCUCAAUGUUCUUCAGUGGCCUUUUUUACAGUGGUUACAUUGCUAUGUUCAUCUACCCGUACACCUGGAGUUUCUAUACUGCAUCUGUAUUGGUAGGAAUUGCAGCAGCAGUGCUCUGGACAGCUCAGGGAAAUGUGCUCGCCAUCAAUUCCUCUGAAAGCACCAUUGGAAGAAACAGUGGCAUAUUCUGGUCACUGCUCCAGUUCAGCUUAUUCUUUGGCAAUCUCUACAUCUACUGUGCCUGGCAUGGACACGACCACAUCACGGACAAGGACCGUCAGACCGUGUACAUCUCUCUGACCGUGAUCAGUUUGGUCGGCUGCUUCCUCUUCUUUCUCAUCAGGAAACCUGACAACGACACUCCCUCUCCUCCCGAGGGGAGGGAGCCGCUGCUGCAAGGUGACUCUGCAGAAAGCUCCAUGGGCAGCUCAACCCCAGGUCUCUGCUAUCAAGCUUAUGAUGCUUUUAUUAGAGCUUGUAAAAUGUUUGUAACCAAAGAAAUGCUGCUGCUGAGCGUCUCUAUAGGAUAUACAGGCCUUGAACUGACUUUUUACAGCGGCGUGUAUGGGACUUGUAUCGGCUCCAUGACUCGCUUUGGUACCGACGCCAAGAGCUUGAUUGGGAUCUCUGGUAUUUUCAUUGGCAUAGGAGAGAUCCUAGGAGGGGGGGUGUUUGGCUUGCUGAACAAAAGCAACCGGUUCGGGAGGAACCCUGUGGUGCUGCUGGGACUCAUCACUCACUUCAUCGCAUUUUACCUGAUUUUUCUCAACAUUGCCAGCGAUGCUCCUCUGGCUCCAGAGGCAGGAACAGAUCUGGAGGCUUACAUUACCCCCAGCGUCAGUGUGGCGAUGCUCUGCAGUUUCCUGCUCGGCUUCGGUGACAGCUGCUUCAACACGCAGCUCCUCAGCAUCAUCGGCUACGUGUUCCACGACAACAGCGCCCCUGCCUUCGCCGUCUUCAAGUUCAUCCAGUCCAUCAUGGCUGCCAUGGCUUUCUUCUACAGCAACUACCUGCUGCUGCACUGGCAGCUGCUCAUCCUGGUCAUCGUGGGCUUCUUCGGCUCCAUUUCCUUUUUUGUGGCAGAGUGGGUGGCUGUUUCCAGCAGGCAGGACUACGACGGCAUCUGAUGGUUUUCUGACCCUGGUGACAAGGUCACGAUUGGAGGUGUUUCACUCUCACCAUAGGUGACAUCUGAGAGACUGUUGCUGCGGUAUGUUUGGUUUGUACUGACCAGCCCAGUGUGUGUGUGCGGACCCUGACAGAGCCAAACACUCAUACCGGUCUCAUUGUUUAUCUGAAAUGUGUGAACGGCAGAGGUCGUUCAUGUUUCACUCCUGGCCUGUUUUUCUUAAUUUUGUGCACCCAGUUUCAUAACUUUCAAUCUGAGGAAGUUCUUGAUGCUGCUCGUAGAAAUGUGUCAAGCCCUUUGAUUCAAAGCCAAUAAUUAUAUCACACUAGACUCACUUCUGGUAACGAUGUGAGAGGAAAAACUGACUUCUUUAUGAAUCCUCUGCAGGAUUUCACUUUUUUGCUUUGAGACAGCUGCUCUGGUUGUAGGUGUAAACUUUAGUUUGGUGGUAUUCUUUAUGUUUCAUCCCAACAACAAAUCCCAUA